CAUGGACUUGAUUCAAAUUCGAGAUUCAUGGCAUAGGUCUUUGGUAGUGAUAUUGACUUCACCAGAACUCAAUGCCAACUUGCACUUUGUGUGCUCUUCUUGUCUCCCCUGUCUCUCUGUUGUUGGCUGUGUGUGAUGUUCUGGUUGUUCCAGAGAAGACCGUGGGCUCAGCGAACAUCACAGGGUCAGACCUGAAGGCCCUGACUGGACAGGCCAACCAGACACCUGCCAGAGAGUCCCAAGUAGCCUACCCGGACAUGACGUUUAAGCGCAGUGUGUUUAACGUGUAUGGCAACAGUCCUCUGGUGCAGUACUACAUGCGUGUUCUCCACAUGGACCCCAAGGUGGGACAGGACGUACUGGUGGUCCGGACCGAGAUCAGCAAGUUGCCUCCGGCUGGAUCAGUGACGUACAGGGACAUUCUGAGUAAGGCCCAGGAGCGUUCUGUGGCCCACCGCAGGGACCUCAGGACCAUGUGGGGCCAAUACUCCAAGGACCUCUAUGUUCUCAACCAGAGGAAGCUGGACGAGCGCUAUGAAACCUUCAGGAAACAGAAAAAGAUCCUGUCCCAGAAGACAACUAUCAAACGACUGUGCCAGCUACUGGUCCCAGAGACCAUUAAUGAAGAGGACACCAGGACCAGCUCUGAGGUCAUACACGCCUUCGAAAUGGCUGUGUCUGGGCUGGACAAUGUCACCCCUGACCCCUCAGUCUGACCCCUUAACCCCCAGGGUUUGACCACUGAACCCUGAACCGGAACCCUGACUACCCUCAUAUCGGAAAUGCAUUAAAAAAAACAUGCUUCACCUGUA
Molecule: messenger RNA, 812 nt
Organism: Oncorhynchus keta (chum salmon)
Lineage: Eukaryota; Metazoa; Chordata; Actinopteri; Salmoniformes; Salmonidae
Product: protein FAM227A-like
Exons: 5
Coding region: 72-716 (214 amino acids)
Source: RefSeq, a predicted model, not a curated record